AUGAUGGGGAUACAGCACCUUCUGCUUCUUUUCAUUUACUUAGACCCGCUGAAUGUCCUGUGCGCCGCCACCGCCAAUAAAAAGAGCAAAACCCCGCCGAGGAGGAACCCAAAGGUGAAGGAGGUCAACGGCAGCACCACUGCGGUCCCGCUGGCCGCGGUCGUCCCGGGGAGGAUCACCCAGGUCCAGGCUCCCUCGGUCCAGCACGACACCUGCCUGGGCUACUACGACGUGAGCGGGCAGUACGACAAAGAGUUCUCCUGCAACAACACCGACCACCGCUUCUGCUGCGGCAGCUGCUUCCUGCGCUUCUGCUGCGCGGACCGGGGGAAGCGGCUGGAGCAGAAGAGCUGCACCAACUACAACACGCCGGACUGGAUCAAAACCCAGCCCCCUUCCCCGGCGCCAACAGGUGACACGUACGAUCCGGAGCUGGACCAGACCAACACCACGGUGUACAUCAGCUGCGGGGUCGUGGCGCUCGUCAUCGCCAUUGGGAUUUCUGCUAAAGUUGCCUAUGACAAAGCCACCAAGCCGCCUCAGGAAAUGAAUGUGCACAGAGCCCUGGCAGACAUUCUGAGGCAACAAGGACCAGUUCCAAUAUCUCAGUACGAGCAUGAAAACAUGGCAGCGAUUGAUGGGUCGCCCAAAGACGAGACGCCGGUCAGAACCUCGAAGAAUCAUUACACACCUGUCCACGCCAAGGCGUCAAACCACGGCCACUAUGGGAAAGAAAACCUGCGCAGCGGCGGCCAAGACAUGCACAACUUCAUCUCGUCCGGGUUUGUGACGCUCGGGCGCAGCCACUUGAAAGCGCAGCACUCCAUCGACGAGUCGGGGCAGAUGUCCUGGCAGGGCGAUCUGGACAUCCCCCUCUCCUACGGAAACCACCACCAUGACUACCAGCACAGCCACCUGGAUCUGACCGCGCUCACACCUAAGAUGGCCCACAGACAAAUGAGAUAUGAGAGACCCCAGCGGAUGAACAACAUCCUGACCUCAGCCACGGAGCCCUACGACCUGUCCCUCUCCAGAUCCUUCCAGAACCUCAGCCAUCUGCCGCCCUCCUACGAGCUGGCCCUCAAGUCUGACUUAAGUAAAUACUCCUCUUCCCUCCACAGAUUAAGUGAUAAGGACAUCGAUGAGUACUACACGAGGAAGCAUCAUCAUUCUGACUUUGGCGGCCAGGGUCCGACCCACAUGGUGAAGCUGAACGCAGAUCACCAGCAGCACCAGCAGCGGCAGCGUCCCCGCCGAGUCCAGAGGGCCAUGUCCCAGGACCACGUCCUGUCUCCUCCCAGGACACCACGCCGCGGGGACUACGGUUUAUCUUCGUAUGGAGUCAUGGCGGCCGCUGUGUACAGCAGCAGCCGGCACCUCUCAGAGGAGCAGCUGCUGUCAGCGGACCGCCUCCACUCCCAGGAUCCCUUGCUGUCUCCGGCGAUGAGGCGUGACAAGUUCCGGGAGAAGGCGAUGGCACGGGCGAUGUCUCACGCCGACAUGCUGAUGCCCAUCACGCCCGUGAUGGACCGCCACAAGAUGACCAAGAUGCACUCUCAGCCCAGUGCCUCUAACGACUCCUACAACACGCUGACGGUCAACCACCAAGCGACGACGUCUAAGAGGCAGGCGUUUGCCUCCCGACGAACACACACGGUGGACCACCUACAGUACAUUCCCGGCCACCACCACACAUACCGCACUGCCAGUAAGAACGAGGUAACUGUUUAG
Chelmon rostratus (copperband butterflyfish) is the source of this 1731-nucleotide messenger RNA. It is a transcript of the gene shisa6a, whose product is annotated as protein shisa-6. Gene Ontology annotation, biological process: regulation of AMPA receptor activity; regulation of short-term neuronal synaptic plasticity. The record is from RefSeq and is a predicted model, not a curated record. NCBI's taxonomy places the organism in Eukaryota, Metazoa, Chordata, Actinopteri, Chaetodontiformes, Chaetodontidae. The transcript has 8 exons. Gene Ontology annotation, cellular component: AMPA glutamate receptor complex; postsynaptic density; dendritic spine membrane. Bases 1 to 1731 code for a protein of 576 amino acids.